CAACCCAAAGUUCUGGAUUGGGCUUCAGACCGCGAUUAUUGACCUGACAAACGUCAGAUGAACUAUUGGCUCGAGCAUAUUCCAUGGAGGAGAAAGUAGCACGAACGAGACUCGGAGACUGUGUGCUGUAAAAUACACCGUACGUGAUGGCGAGGACUAUCUUUUCCAGAUUGCUUCGACCGUCGGACCGACGCAUGUCAAAGUCUGGCAGCUUCGCCAAGAGUGUUAUCACUGAACAUUUUCCGCCAGUACCCAUGUCAGUUUCGACAAUCUCACCGUACCCAAGUGUUCCUGCAAGGAUUGAGACGAUAAGGGUAGCGGAUGCGUCGGGAUUGCCGCCAAACUCUGUCCCGAUGCCAUGGAUGAUGUCCAGGAAAUUUCUGGCUGGAAAGUGUAAACAUUGGGGUACAACCUUGAGCCUCUCACCGCCGAGUCUCGGAGCCAACAUGACUGCUCUCACAAAAUCAAAAAAGACAACGCAAAUGGCGGUGGCAGCUUUCCUUUUCAAUCAGUUAUUAAUCUGCAAUACUGAAGAGCACGCGCUCGUCCGCGAAUUCCGUAGGUCAUUUCGGCGACAAAGUACUCAGUUAGUACUAGUAGUUUGAUGCAGUCUAGACUCUCCCCCACAGCUCUCAUUCAACAUACCCUUCCACAAAUGGGUCAUGGGUAUCUCAGGCGUCGCAAUUACAUGCUGGCAAGACACUUCAAGCCGUAACAAGAUCCCGAAGGCAUCGCAUAUCAGAUCACGAAGAUUCACUCGACCUCAGU
Molecule: messenger RNA, 768 nt
Organism: Colletotrichum phormii
Lineage: Eukaryota; Fungi; Ascomycota; Sordariomycetes; Glomerellales; Glomerellaceae
Exons: 1
Coding region: 147-605 (152 amino acids)
Source: RefSeq, a predicted model, not a curated record